GGCGUGCUUGUCUUCUCGUAUGAGAAGAGCUUUGAAGCUUUCUUCCUCUUCUUCUUUUUAUUCCAAAGCUAUACUCUCCAGCUUACUCAUUCUUCAGAAACCGCUGCGAAUAUGGCGUCUCAGGUCCCCCACGUUCCUCCUCGUGCUGCCACCGUCCAGUCGGCCACCGAGCUCAUCGGUAACACGCCUCUCGUACGACUGAACAAGAUUCCCCAGUCGCUGGGUAUCGAGUGCGAUGUCUACGUCAAGCCUGAGCUGUUCAGUGCUGGCGGCAGCGUCAAGGACAGAAUCGCCUUGAGGAUGAUUGAGGAGGCCGAGAAGAGCGGCCGUAUCAAGCCCGGCGACACUCUGAUCGAGCCUACCAGCGGAAACACUGGCAUUGGUCUCGCCCUCGUCGGCGCCAUCAAGGGCUACAAGACCAUCAUCACCCUCCCCGAGAAGAUGUCCGCCGAGAAGGUCUCGGUCCUCCGUGCCCUCGGCGCCACCAUCAUCCGUACCCCUACGCAGGCUGCUUGGGACAGCCCCGAGUCUCACAUCGGCGUCGCCAAGCGCCUCGAGAAGGAGAUCCCCAACGCCCACAUCCUUGAUCAGUACAGCAACAAGGACAACCCGCUCGCCCACGAAUUCGGCACCGCCGAGGAGAUCUGGGAGCAGACCGCCGGCAAGAUCAACGCCAUUGUUGCUGGCGCCGGUACUGGUGGUACUAUUACUGGUCUUGCGCGGGGUCUCAAGAAGCAUAACAAGGACAUCAAGGUUAUUGCGGCGGAUCCUCAGGGCAGUAUUCUUGCUCUGCCCGAGCUUCUGAACGAGGAGCACGCCAACGAGUCUUACAAGGUGGAGGGAAUCGGCUAUGACUUUAUUCCCGACGUUCUCGACCGCGAGAUUGUUGAUAAGUGGUACAAGACCGACGAUCAGCAGUCCUUCUACCUCGCCCGUAGACUCAUUUCUGAGGAGGGUCUUCUUGUUGGUGGCAGCUCCGGCUCUGCUAUGGCUGCCAUGCUCCUCGCGGUCAAGGAGUUUGGUUUCAAGAAGGGUGAUGUCGUGGUCGUCAUCCUCCCCGACAGCAUCCGAAGCUACCUCUCCAAGUUUGCCGACGACGACUGGCUGGCAGCCAACAACCUGCUGCCCGUCAACGGAAUCGAGUCCACCGCUGCUGAUGCCCAGAAGUCUUCGGACCCUUACGAGGGCGAAACUAUCGCCUCUCUCCGCCUCAAGCCUGUCACAUCAGUCGGUGCUACUUCUCUGUGCUCCGAGGCCAUCGAGACCAUGCGCGACAAGGGCUUCGACCAGCUCCCCGUCCUCUCGGCCUCUGGAAACAAGCUGGUUGGUCUCGUGACCCUGGGCAACCUGCUGAGCUACAUCUCUCGAGGCCGCGCCACCGCGCAGAGCCAGGUCAAGGACGUCAUGUUCGACUUUGCCCGUCUCGACGAGAUCGUCACCGACCCCCGCGAGUUCGCCUCGCCCAUCAACCCCGGAAAGAGGAGGAAGUUUGUCGAGAUCACCAAGGACACCCCUCUGAGCACUCUCAGCAAGUUCUUUGAGUGGAACAGUGCGGCCGUCGUGACCGAAAAGGCCGACGACUCCAAGUCCCUGUCCAAGCCCAUCGCGGUCGUGACAAAGGUGGACCUCCUCACAUGGAUGGUCAACAAGAAGCUGUAA
Fusarium falciforme is the source of this 1659-nucleotide messenger RNA. RefSeq names its product Cystathionine beta-synthase. The record is from RefSeq and is a predicted model, not a curated record. The transcript has 2 exons. Lineage: Eukaryota; Fungi; Ascomycota; Sordariomycetes; Hypocreales; Nectriaceae. Gene Ontology annotation, molecular function: cystathionine beta-synthase activity; cysteine synthase activity. Gene Ontology annotation, cellular component: cytoplasm. Bases 112 to 1659 code for a protein of 515 amino acids.